Molecule: messenger RNA, 1842 nt
Organism: Rotaria sordida
Lineage: Eukaryota; Metazoa; Rotifera; Eurotatoria; Philodinida; Philodinidae
Source: the annotation of a GenBank genome assembly
AUGACAGAGUCUAAUCCUGUAUCAACCGUCAAUGAGGAUAUUUCCUCAACAAAUAAUGCCGAACAACAAGAGACAACAACACCAACACCACCAACAACAGUUACAAAUGAUGAAUCUAAUCAAGAAGUAACUGUUGUACCAACUAAAGAUACUACCAAUGAAAACGUUAUUGAUGAAAAUAAAACUGAAGAAAAAGAACAAAUUCUAGAAUCAUCAUCUGAUAUCAAUACAAAAGAAUCAGAAUCUCAAUCGAAAGAACCAUCAAGUGAACGACAAUUUCAAGAUGCUGAAAAGGCAACAGAAAAUGAUGCAGAAGUUUAUGAUGAUAAUGAUUCCGAAUAUGAAGAUGUUGACGAUGAAGAAGAAGAAGAAGGGGAAGAAAUCGACGAAAAAAAUCAUACACAAGUUUUAAAUAAAAGUGCAACUGAAGAAGAUGAUGAACGUAUCAAUAUAAAACCUCGUCGUUUACCUAAAAAACGUGAUGAAAAUGAACAUUCAGAAGGUUAUGAAGAUGAUGAUAAUCAAAAUGUACCAAAUACUAAUGCAAAAUCAAAUCGACGAGGAGAAAAAAAAUCAGAUAAAAAUCUUGAACCACUUGAUGAUGAUAAUGAUGCUCGAAAUCCAGCUUAUAUUCCACGUAAAGGAAAAUUUUAUGAACAUGAUGAUCGAACAAAUGAUCAAUCAGAACAACCAAAACAAGAAACAACAAGAAAUCGAAAUCGUCCAUAUAGAGAUUCAGAUGCUAAAUGGCAACAUGAUUUAUAUUAUGAUUAUGAAGACGAAUCACACUCUCAUCAGUCAAAUUACAGAGGACAAAGAAGAGGUGGUCGUUUCAGUCGUGGUAGUGGUGGCGGUCGUGGUAAUGGUGGCGAUCGUGGUGGUCGUGAUGAUCGAAAUCAAUUACAUUUAAAUGAUUAUAUUCCUCCAGCUCAAAGAGGACGAGGUGGUGGUUAUCGUCAACAGCAAUUAUAUUAUGAUGAAGAUAAUGAUUAUCGUCGACGAGCUCCACCAUAUGUUAAAUCACGUAAUGAUCACAUGAAUAAUUUUGAAUUUGAAGAUUAUAAUCGUUCAUCAUAUAAUAAUAAUCGUGGUCGUGGUAAUCGAAAUAAUUAUGUUGAACAACAAGCACCACCUCGUAGACAAAGACGUGAUUUUGAACAAUAUCAAACUGAAGAACAAUCAAUACCACCACGUCGUAAUCAACAAUAUACAAAUACAACAGAACAAACAGUUCAUCGUGAAAGAAAUUUUACUAAUACUCAAUUUCAACAACAACGUAAUAUACCAAAAAAUAAUAAUCGUGAUGAUCAAAAACGAUCAACUGGACAAACUUAUGAAGUAAAUCAAGAUGAUAAUAAUAAUAAAAAUCGUAAUCAACGUCGUGAGAACAAUGAACCACCACGACGUCAAGGAAGAAAUAAUCGAAAUCAACAACAACAACAACAAAACGAACCUAGUACUACAAAUUCAAAUCUUUCAGCUGAAGCGCCAAGUUUUGAACGUUCGAAACGUUAUUCAAAUAUGCGUAGUAAUGUUUCAAAUUCUGGUCCACAACAACAACAACAACAACCACCGCCAGUUCAACAACCUCAAAUACCAAUGCAAUCUUAUCAAGAUCAACGUACUGGUUAUUAUGAUCAAAAUCAUUGGCAACAAGCACCACCACCUCCAACUACAUAUCUUCCACAACAACAACAAAUGAUACCAGCACAAAUGUAUCAUCCACAACAACCAAUCCCACCUCAACCUUAUUAUGUUGCUCCACCAUAUCAACAAGCUGCACAAUAUGUUCCUAUCAAUUAUCCACAAGGAUCUAUACCUCCACAACUUCAAGAGAAAUGA